AGAAGAAAUAAGACUUACAGAUGUCUUGUAGUCUUUUAACGCGCUUUAAUCCGUGUGGAUGUAUUUUACUCUCCUCUAUCUGUCCCAUACUAAUCGAUAAUAUCUCAAAAUGUUCGUCAAAUCUUUCGUACUACUUCUUCUGAUUAAUCUUGCGAUGACCGAAAUUCCUUCGUACAUUCAUAUAUGUGGUCGGAGGAAUCCAAAAUUGAACGAGUGUAUUCUUAACAGCAUCGAACAAAUUCGAGAUGAAUUAAUAAAAGGAAUACCAGAAUUAGAGGUCCCAUCUAUUUCUCCUUUGAUCUUGAAUGAUCUAAUAUUCGUCGAUCAACCAAAUGUUCAUAUAGAGGCAAAGAAACUGAUAAUCCACGGACUUGAAAACUAUUGGCCGUUAAAUUUGAAACCUGAUGUCGAAAAGCAACAAAUCGAUGCCACUAUCUUGUAUCCACAGUUAAAUAUCAAAGCUGAUUAUGAUGUAAACACAAAAAUUUUAGUUCCUAUCGUUGACCAAGGAAAGAUCACGGCAGAUAUAAAUAACGUGACGGCAAAAGUAUUGCUCCGUUAUAAAUUAAUAGAAAAGGAUGGUAAAAAAUAUAUGUACUUCUUUUCGAUGACAACUAAACUGAACUUCAAGGAUAUCGCUAUAGAUAUUCAACCAGAGAAUAACACCGACAGCACCUUAACAAAAGCCUUCAACAAUUUCUUCGGCAAUAAUAAAAAUGACAUAAUCACUAUUAUUCUACCAAGCAUAGAAAAGAGUAUUUCGGAGAAUAUACUCAAAAUUAGCAACAAUAUGGUUAAACAUUUCCAUUAUGAUGAAAUUUUACCUGAUAGGGAAUAAAUCUUCUUUUCUUUCUUUUCUUCUUUAUCUUCUUUUUCUUCCUUUUAUUUUUUUCGAAUAGUCAAAAGAAUAAAAUCGUUUGUUAAGAAAUUUGUAUUAACUUCGCACGAUGUUAAUGUUACUUUUUUACCAGUACGAUAUCUAUCCUUAAAUCUGUUUAAUUUUUUCUUUAAUAGAAAAAAAGAAGGGGGAAAAACGAAUGAAUGAAUAAAUAAAGAAAUAAAUAAAUAAAUAAAUAAAUAAACAAAUUUGUUAUUAUUUAACGAAGAUCGAAAAAAAAAAGAUACAGGAAGUGACUCAAGAUGACACAAUAUUUAUGCUGAUGCAAGAACGACUGAUUAGUAACGUCAGCACAGGUAGAAAUACAAUGACGAGGUAUAUAGAUAAUGUAACAUCAUCAUGACCUUGGUUGAUAUCGAGAAGUAAUCGUUCAUCCUUUCGUUCUUUCGUUCGAGAAGAAAUCUUUUUUCCAAAUAGGUCAAUUUCUUGUCCGAUCUUGUGAUAGCUUUAAUAAAAAAAAUCUUGAAUAGAACAUUAUUAUUAUAAUUGU
Messenger RNA from Vespula vulgaris, 1388 nucleotides. RefSeq lists its product as uncharacterized. NCBI's taxonomy places the organism in Eukaryota, Metazoa, Arthropoda, Insecta, Hymenoptera, Vespidae. The coding region runs from base 110 to 838 and encodes 242 amino acids. The transcript is spliced from 3 exons. The record is from RefSeq and is a predicted model, not a curated record.